Boleophthalmus pectinirostris (great blue-spotted mudskipper) is the source of this 1235-nucleotide messenger RNA. It is a transcript of the gene dnal1, whose product is annotated as dynein, axonemal, light chain 1. Gene Ontology annotation, cellular component: cytoplasm. Lineage: Eukaryota; Metazoa; Chordata; Actinopteri; Gobiiformes; Gobiidae. The coding region runs from base 37 to 618 and encodes 193 amino acids. Gene Ontology annotation, molecular function: protein kinase binding. The transcript has 8 exons. The record is from RefSeq and is a predicted model, not a curated record.
UACCAUAGCAACAGCGCACAGACGUCCACAGACAACAUGGCAAAAGUAACAACUGUACGAGAGGCUCUGUCCAAAUGGGAGGAGAAGACAGGCGAAAAAGCAAAUGAAGCCAAAGCAGUGAAACUUUAUGGUCAGGUGCCCCCCAUAGAGAAGAUGGACCCCUCUCUCUCCACGCUCAGCAACUGCGAGAAACUAUCGUUGUCUACAAACUGCAUUGAGAAGAUAACAAAUCUCAAUGGUCUAAAGAAUUUAAAGAUAUUAUCACUGGGUCGAAAUAACAUCAAAGCACUGACUGGUUUGGAGGCUGUUGGCGAUACACUGGAGGAGCUGUGGAUUUCUUAUAACUUAAUUGAGAAAUUAAAAGGUAUCCAAAGUAUGAAGAACCUUAAAGUCUUGUACAUGUCCAACAACCUGGUCAAAGAAUGGGCUGAGUUUGUGCGGUUAGCUGAACUGCCCUGCCUUGUGGACCUGGUUUUUGUUGGUAACCCUCUGGAAGAAAAGCACUCGGCCGAAGGAAAUUGGAUGGAGGAGGCGUCAAAGAAACUCCCCAACUUAAAAAAACUGGAUGGAACACCAGUGAUCAAACAAGAGGUGGACGAUGGAGAAGCCGAUAUCUGAAGGAUGGAAAGAUUGUCCAUGUUUUUGUCUGUUGUUCUUAUUACCAUUAUAAGCAAAUCCAGAUGUAAAAUUUCAAAGGGCUUGCGGAAUAGCCAAGAUAACUACUGCUGUUUACAUUAUAAGCACAGUUCAUGAUGCAGUUGUUCAUGUUAAAAUCAUUCUAAGCUAUGAAGGAUAUUUUUAGUUUUAUAAAUGUGUUUUUACUAUCACAAAAAGCACACAGGUACCAUAGGACCAAGUGUUAAAGCAACAUUACUGGACAUUUUUUGGUCCAGUGUCUCGAAGAACAAUUUUGUAAACAGAAAAUUGUACGCUCCUAUUGUCUUUGGUUCAAAUUACCAAAGCAAACUGGUCUCCUUAAAUUUUCUCAGGGAGUAUCUCAAAAGUACCUUAAUUUAAUAAUGAAGCAAAUUGUAGCAUUGUUUUGUAAUAAAAUAAAAAGGGACUUGAUGCCUGAAAUAAUCUCUGCACUGUGUUGUGAGCGCUUCCUCUGCCAAAUACUGGACUUGUUUUGGCACAGGUUUAAUCUGUGUAUUUCUCUGUAAUCUGUUGCAUUUGUGAAUAAUUUAGUCUAUUGUAUUCCGUAUUGUCAUGUAAUAGUUUGUUGAGAGAUUGUA